CGCUUGUAAUCGCGCGCUUGUGAUAUUUGAGCAUGUCCAGGCGAAGGCCCUCGGACAUGGCGUGGCGCCUCGUGGCGUGCCAAACCCUGAGGACCUGAAUGUCCCCCUUCUGUGUAGGGCGAUACCCGGUGUCCUUGCAUACCUCCUUGUACUCCAUUGCACCAUUCAGUUGACCUUGCAUCGCUCCCGCGCGUGAUGAGCUUAUUGUUCGCAUAAGAUUAACGCUGCCACACCCGCUUUUGCGUUAUUUCCCCGAAGAUUGGAACAUAGAGGUACAAUUAUCCAAAUAUAUUAGUUUGGUUGCUUGCACUCCGGAUUUAAGAGAGCGGGCAGCGCCAUGGAGGCCUCGCUCCGCGACCGGGCCCUCUGCCUUGUCGCCGGCGCCGCAUUAGGAUCAGCCGCAACUUAUCUUUCCUACUCGUUAGUCACUCGCCGUCCCAGCGCAGCCGCCGGGUUGCCAACAGCUGCGCUCGGCUCAGCGUCCGCUGCUGCUCGGGCCACAGCAACUGUUGCGGACUUUCUGAAAGACGACGUGCUUAAGGAACAAUUCACCCGAAACGUCCAGUUCUUUGGAGAAGAUGGACAGUCAAGAAUUGCAAGUGCCUUCGUGGUAGUCGUAGGCCUAGGAGGAGUGGGCAGUCAUGCCGCUCACCUCCUCAUGCGCUCAGGUGUGGGCAAGCUGCGUCUCAUUGACUUUGAUCAGGUGACUCUGUCGUCGCUCAACCGGCAUGCCGUGGCCACACGGGAGGACGUUGGCACGCCCAAAGCCACCUGCCUGGAGAAACACUUCAAGCAGAUUCUGCCAGAGGCGGACCUGGAGGCGGUGGUGGAGAUGUACACGGCGGAGCGGGAGGAGGAGCUGCUGGGCGGGCCCGUGCGGCCCGACUACGUCAUUGACGCCAUCGACAACAUCGACACCAAGGUGGCGCUGGUGGCGGCGUGCCACCGGCGUGGGCUGCCGGUGCUGAGUGUGGCGGGCGCGGGAGCCAAGGCCGACCCCACGCGACUCAAGUUCGUGGACGUGUCGGAGUCGUCCGUGGACCCACUGGCGCGAGCACUGCGGCAGAAGCUCCGCAAGCAGUACGACAUCCCGGGCGGCAUCCCGGUGCUGCUGAGCACGGAGAAGCCCCGCUGCAAGCUGGUCAGCAUGACCGACAUGGAGGCAGGCAACCCACUGGACUACCAGAUCGUGCCCAACUUCCGGGUGCGCACCAUCCCGGUGCUUGGCACCACGCCCGCAUUGUUCGGCAUGGCGGCGGCGGGCUACGUGCUGUGCGCGCUGGCGGGCGGGUCUCACGCCAUCGAGGGCGAGCCCAUCAUCCGCCUCAACUGCGUGCAGUAUGAGAGGGCGCUGGAGCGGUUGCGGGAGCGCGAGCGCAGCAGGUACGGCAGUGACGACGGCGUGGCAGUGGACCUUGAUGAUAUCACCUUCCUGUUGAGAGAGGUGUGGCGCGGCUUCAGCGCACGUGCGGCUGACCGCGUUGUGGCGCCGGGCGGCGACAAGGGACUCAUGCGAGCGACCGCACACCUGACGUUCACGCGGUGGGACGCAUCCCGGCCCGCCAUGGCGGACAACCUGGUGCUGCUGACGGCGGCGGAGGCGGACGCGCACGACGAGCUAGCCGCGGCGCCCGGCGGCGGCGGCGGUGGCGGCGGCGCGCUGGCGGCGCUGCGCGCGACGGAGCCCGACUUCGUGGCGCGGGUGGAGGCCACGUUGGACCGCGUGCGGCGGGAGCUGUUCUAUUGAGUCUUGGGAGUGCGGAGCAGCAUUCUAAGGGGAGCAAGCGCGGUGUUGCGGGUUCGGUGCUGUCGGCAUCGUUCUGCGCGUGGCGCGGUAUACGCGCGGCUGUAGCGCUGGCGGCAAGCGCCUGUGGACGCGCUGACGCAGAAUGAUGUGUCCCUGUGUGGCUAUGCUGGAGGCGGGACUAGGAAUGCCUUCUAAGGUGCUGGAGCAUGCGUGGCUGCCCCUCAUGCACAGCACCGUGGAGGUACAAUAGUCGAGACAGCGCCACAGCUUUGCAGAAUAGGCUGGCUUGGGCGUGGAUAAGGCCAUGAGGGGCGCUGUAGCAAGUGCGGGAAUGUCGUUGUGUCGAUAUCUAAUGUGAUAUUGUGAGAGUGUGUGAGGUGGGUCAACGUAAACAUGUGACACCGGCUGGCUUCUAGGCAGAUACAUCGCGCAGGGUGGUGGGGUGAGGCUAGGUGAAGUGCGGGAAGCUAGGCUGCUGUGGCUAGGCUGGUUACGUGUUUGUGGACAGACUCCCACGUGGCAAAACUGUACCGCUGUUACGGUAUUGCCUG
This is a messenger RNA of Chlamydomonas reinhardtii, 2298 nucleotides long. RefSeq lists its product as uncharacterized. Bases 338 to 1747 code for a protein of 469 amino acids. The record is from RefSeq and is a predicted model, not a curated record. The transcript has 10 exons. Lineage: Eukaryota; Viridiplantae; Chlorophyta; Chlorophyceae; Chlamydomonadales; Chlamydomonadaceae. Gene Ontology annotation, molecular function: ubiquitin-like modifier activating enzyme activity; tRNA threonylcarbamoyladenosine dehydratase activity. Gene Ontology annotation, biological process: cyclic threonylcarbamoyladenosine biosynthetic process. Gene Ontology annotation, cellular component: plastid.